AUGGGACCUUCCAAUUCCUCAAAGCCGUACCAACAACCCUAUCAAGCUCCUCCCACACAACACGAAGAUCCUUCUAUUAAGGAGAUGAUAUCUCAACUCUUGAAGAAAUCAGACAGAUAUGAACAAGAGGUUGCAUCACUUAAACAAAGUCAAUCAGUGUUGAAAAAAAGUCAAUCCAAAUUCAAAGUUCAGCUGGGACAAAUAGCCAUCACUCUAAACAGAUUAGAGAGAACACAAGGUCAAUUUCCAAGCCAAACAGAAGCCAAUCCUGGCAAUCAUGAUCAAGCCCAAGCUAUUACAACUCUAAGAAGUGGAAAAGUGAUUGAUAAUAAGAUUGGAAAUUCAGAGAUCACUAAUAAAGAAGAAGAUGAGGUCAUGACAGAACCAGGGCAGCAACUUCAUAAGUAG
This is a messenger RNA of Prunus armeniaca (apricot), 408 nucleotides long. The record is from the annotation of a GenBank genome assembly. Lineage: Eukaryota; Viridiplantae; Streptophyta; Magnoliopsida; Rosales; Rosaceae.